AUGCAGACUACAGAGUACCCACUUUCCACAGAGGAUAUUAUUGACCCAUCGUCGAUUGGUCAUCCAAGCUCCAACGGGUCUCAACUGGCGUUGCUCCCCUUGGCUUGGGACUCAUGCGAGCAACCGAUUGCUCAAAAGAAAGCGCACUCGACUACUCCUGCUGAAGGGGAGCAAAUUCAACAAUUUAUGCGGAAUAAGCUAGCGGGGGAUGUUUAA
This is a messenger RNA of Peronospora matthiolae, 216 nucleotides long. Lineage: Eukaryota; Oomycota; Peronosporomycetes; Peronosporales; Peronosporaceae. The record is from the annotation of a GenBank genome assembly.